Messenger RNA from Arachis ipaensis, 574 nucleotides. RefSeq names its product SSUH2-like protein. The record is from RefSeq and is a predicted model, not a curated record. Lineage: Eukaryota; Viridiplantae; Streptophyta; Magnoliopsida; Fabales; Fabaceae.
GAACUACAAGUUAUCCAUCCAUAAGAAAAUAAGAGAGGAGGAAGGAGUAUAGAACUACCUAGAAGAGAAAGGGAAGAGAAAAAUGUCACAUAUCUCUGUCCACUGCUGUAACAACUUCAGCUUGGCUGGUCCCCAAGCAUUCACAGCCACCAGAAGAUGCAUCACAACAUCCUUUGCUGCUAAAUCUGGAGGAUUUUCACUUAAUUCCAUACUUAAAGGUUGUGAAACCUGUAGCGGAAAAGGAGCCAUCGAAUGCCCUGGAUGUAAGGGGACGGGAAAGAAUAAGAAGAAUGGGAAUAUAUUUGAAAGAUGGAAAUGUUUUGACUGUCAAGGAUUCGGGCUAAAGAGUUGCCCCAGCUGCGGAAAGGGAGGGUUGACGCCGGAACAGAGAGGAGAAAGAUAGAAUUUGUUCGACUUAUUAAUGCCUAUAAUUCGCAGUUGCAGUGUAUUGUAUGUAUCCCGUGAUGAAAAAUGCUAUUGCUGUAUUUUGUAGUGGAAUGUAUAUUUUAUUUCCAAAUGCAAUUAAGUAUAAGCGAUUGUGAAAUAAGAUUCCAAAACGGUAAUACCAGCGAGA